AUGCUCAUGGCAGCUGGGCGGUGUGCAGCGAUAUUCGACGGAGUUUCACUGUCUGGAUUCUGCUGCACCUCUUCUUCGACUUCGCACCCUGUUGGAUACCGCGAACCCCGCGAACGUCGUCCAAAGUGCGCCCGUUGCCGCAACCACGGUCUCGUGUCAUGGCUCAAAGGACACAAGCGAAAAUGCGCUUACAUGUACUGCACAUGUCAAAAAUGCAACUUAAUAGCCGAACGUCAAAGAGUUAUGGCAGCACAAGUGGCACUGAAACGAAAGCAGGCUGCUGAAGAUGCUAUAGCUCUAGGACUACGGGCAGUUGCUGGACAACAGCCCACAACCAUGCAUCUGCCUCAAGGACCUCUAUGGCCUUUCGGACGUUUUCGACAGCAUCCCGAAAAGGAAAAGAACGGUCGACAAAGCCGAGAAAGCGAUGCAAACUGCGAAAAACAAAGAGACAUUGGAAGUCCAUCACCAGUGCCAGAAUCCACCACGAACGAUGAAAAAUCGUUGUCGGCCGCUACUGGUAACCGUACGGCGUCGAUGGUAACCGCUGAGAACUGCCUGGAACGGUUGACCCCAAUCGAGCUUUUGCGUUCGUUGUUCGCGGAACAUGAGCAGCGCAUCCUUGAAACGGUCCUGGAAGGCUGUAAUGGAAAUUUGCUGCAGACAAUCGAGUAUCUCGUCUGUGUUCGACAGUUCUCACGUGAACAACAGGCCAGCCAACGGCUCGAGAUUUCUGGCACACAAAAUACAUUCACUGUAAAUAACAUUCUGAGCAGUGCUAAUCCUGUUCAGUGA
Messenger RNA from Gongylonema pulchrum, 795 nucleotides. The record is from the annotation of a GenBank genome assembly. NCBI's taxonomy places the organism in Eukaryota, Metazoa, Nematoda, Chromadorea, Rhabditida, Gongylonematidae.